Messenger RNA from Myxocyprinus asiaticus (Chinese sucker), 1562 nucleotides. RefSeq names its product gap junction alpha-3 protein-like. Lineage: Eukaryota; Metazoa; Chordata; Actinopteri; Cypriniformes; Catostomidae. The transcript has 2 exons. Bases 156 to 1217 code for a protein of 353 amino acids. Gene Ontology annotation, biological process: cell communication. Gene Ontology annotation, cellular component: connexin complex. The record is from RefSeq and is a predicted model, not a curated record.
UGGGUCAGUCUUCUCUUUCUAUGAGGCAGUGGAGUACAGAAGAAAGUGUAUGACAGAAGGCACGGCGCUCUGUGUAGACUCGUUGACGUGUGUAUGUGUGUGUGAGGGGACUGCUCUCAUUCUGGAUAUUUAAAUAAGGUGGGCACACAGCAGUAAUGGGAGACUGGAGCUCUCUUGGGAAGCUUUUGGAAAGCGCCCAAGAACACUCCACGGUGGUAGGGAAAGUCUGGCUUACCGUCCUCUUCAUCUUCCGUAUCCUAGUGCUUGGUACUGCUGCAGAGAAUGUUUGGGGUGACGAGCAGUCUGGCUUCACAUGUGAUACCAAGCAGCCUGGUUGUCAGAAUGUUUGUUACGACAAAACUUUCCCAAUCUCUCACAUCCGAUUCUGGGUGAUGCAGAUCAUCUUUGUGUCCACCCCAACGCUGAUCUACCUGGGCCACAUCUUUCACCUGGUGCGUAUGGAGCAGAAGCAUAAAUGCAAUCAGCCAAGCGGGACGGACAAACAGGCCCUGAUCAGUACCAAAGCUGGAAAGAGUCCUGUUCGGGAUGAGCAGGGGAAGAUUCGUCUGCAGGGCGUCUUGCUACGCACAUAUGUCUUCAACAUAAUCUUCAAAACACUGUUUGAAGUGGGCUUUAUUGUGGCACAGUACUUCCUGUAUGGAUUUGAGCUAAAGCCACUGUACACCUGCAAUAGGUGGCCCUGCCCCAACACCGUCAACUGCUACAUCUCACGACCGACAGAGAAAACCAUCUUCAUAAUUUUCAUGCUAGCCGUGGCCUGCUUGUCUCUGCUGCUCAACCUGGUGGAGAUGUAUCACCUGGGCUUCACCAAGUGCCGACAGGGUCUUCGAUACAGACACUCUCAUUCCGUCUGUGACACUGAAUCUAAAACGGCCAGUGAGGAUGCCAUGGUUUCUUUUGUGCCAAACUACCCAUAUUUUCACCCCCACUCACCUCCCUCUGCCCCCUUCCCCACCGAGCCCCACUUCAACCUCUCAGAACCGGAUGGAACCUUCCCGCCCCAUGGCAGCCGCUCCGUCUACAAGCAGAACCGGGAGAACAUGGCUGUAGAGCGCAGUGGCAAGCCUGACACAGAAGUCAAGACCAACAAAAACUCCAACUCCGCACCUGGAUCCCCUGUAAGCCAGCAACGCAGGCCUAGCCAUUCAAAUCGCUAUAGCAGCAAUAAGACUAGGCUGGAUGACCUCAAAAUCUGAUCAGAAGGAAAAGAGACUCCAUUUUCUGAUUCACGGCUUUCCCAUUCUGAAGGCAUGGGAAAUACACUCUCGUGGACACAUGCAUUUUUAGCACCCAAGGUGUGAUGAAAAGUGUUAUUUAGAGUGAAGUGAGAUUCAGAGAAGAAUUGGUGUAUUGCCUUACUUUAAUCAGGACUUUUGUGAAAUGGAAUGUUGCAAUGUGAGAAAUCUAAAUUAGUUAACCUUACUUAGAAAAAAACAUGCAAACCGAUUGCCUUAAAAAAUCUAAGUAAAUGUACUUAUAUGGCUUAAUUAUUUAAGAACAGUUUACUAGUUACAAGUAAAAUGAACUCAUCUAUGACUAAA